UGGUGUUCUUGAAUUGAAACCAGCUUCACUGUUUAAUACAAUCGUAUUGCACCGAGCGAAAUCUCGUCUGCAUGUAUUUCUCGACAAUCUUGAAAGCUUUGAAGAUGAUUUACCAGCUAUUUUGGUUCUUAACAACAUGCCUCACAUUUCUGUUCAACGCACUGUGGCUUUGCUGCAAUUUUGCCUCGAUUGGAAUCCCGUGGCUUAUGCUGCUCUUUUUCUUAGUUUGCAUAGCUUCCAAAUUUGUUAAGCUGAAAUGUCCGGCUAGUGAAAUUGUGCAGUCGUUGUUGCACCGAAGUGAAAAACUCGUCGGAUCUGAGGUGCUGUACUGGCCGAUAGUCAGCAGAGGUGGGGCUUUCGAUGCUCCUGAGAACUCUCUCGCAGCCAUAAAUCACUGCUUGUCACAGAAGUGCUACAAUAUACUUCUUGAUCUCAACAUCACAAGCGAUGGACAUCUGAUAGUGCUGAGCCGAACGACUUUGGAGAAAGCUAAUAUAAAUGAACCCAUUCAUAAGUUGAAGUUGAGUGCUCUGGAAAACUUCAAUAUUUCAGAACAUCAUCCUUUAGGGCAACAUUUUCAAUCAGAGAAGAUACUUACGUUUGAGAGGUUGCUUAAACUGUUGGAGACUAAUGAGUUGACCGUGUUUCUGCUAGCAUCACAUACCAAUGCUAAACUGAUAGAGCUUGUUCGAGAGGCCAUUGGAAACAAUUCACUUCUAACGAAACGUAUUGUGUUCUGCUGUUCAUCACCGAUUGCUAUUUAUCAGUUGCGACAGCACUGCCCUGAUCUCGUUUGUGGACUAUGGAUGGAAAAGUCGUCACUUUCGACAACCCAGCAAUACCUCAAUGCUUCCACUAUUCUGAUGUCGGUCUAUGGGGCAAUCUUUCGUAACAUAAUAUCUCCAGUUAUCGGAAUCAGCUUGGUGUUCAUUCACAAAGACGAAUUCAAUGCGCAAAUAUCGACAUUAUGGCACAACGUGGGCGUCCGGCCCAUAGUUUACACGAUCAACUCACCGAACGAGAAGCGAUAUUUCCAGCAAGUAACGAAAACUCAAUAUCUGACCGAUUCACUACGCUCAGAACCUCAGGUGAUUUUUCGAGGGAAGCGCAAGUAAUUGAAGGUUCAGCUACUGCCUAAGUAGGUUUACAUAGUGGUAAAGCAUCGUCGAGUCAAAAUAGUGUGUGAAAAAAAAAAACACGAGUGCAGCGUGUGAGACGUAGUGUGUAUCAUCCAUUCUAGAGGCCAUCUCGAUAAGCAUUUCUUGGAAGCUUUAUGUAAAGUUUUGUGUUCCUUUUUAAGCAGCUGAUUUUUUUUUAAUAGUAUAUUUAUGUUUAAUUGUAAGACCAUUUUACUAUUUAUCGAUGAGAGUCUCGCUGAAGAGAUAUUCAUGUGGAUUAGUUAAG
Molecule: messenger RNA, 1404 nt
Organism: Armigeres subalbatus
Lineage: Eukaryota; Metazoa; Arthropoda; Insecta; Diptera; Culicidae
Product: glycerophosphodiester phosphodiesterase 1-like
Exons: 5
Coding region: 72-1115 (347 amino acids)
Biological process (GO): phospholipid metabolic process; ethanolamine metabolic process; N-acylethanolamine metabolic process
Cellular component (GO): plasma membrane
Molecular function (GO): glycerophosphodiester phosphodiesterase activity
Source: RefSeq, a predicted model, not a curated record